AUGAUUGAGAUAUUUGACGUGCAUCGACCUGGUCCCGAUUCGAAAAAACUGCCAACGAUCACCAAGCGUAAGAGUAAAAAAGGACAAAAGGGUAUCAUCUCUUGCUUAGAUUUCUGUCCCGAUUAUUCGGGUCUGUAUGCGGCGGGAUCUUACAGUCAGUCGAUUGGAAUAUAUGAUGAGACCAACAAUGAAUUAUGUUUGAAAUUGACAGGGUUUGAAGGCGGUACCACUCAAGUCAAAUUCUCCAAGGAUGGUACCCUCUUAUUCUCGGCAUCACGUCAUUCAAAUGACAUCCUUUGUUGGGAUAUUCGUGAUUCCGCUAAUAUCUUGUUUCAAUUGAAUCGUCCCGGAAAGACAAAUCAACGUAUCUCCUUUGAUAUGGAUGCUACCGGAAAAUAUUUGAUCACUGGCGAUCAAGAAGGCCAUGUCCUUAUUUACGAUAUCACGACGGGUGAGUCGGAAGAUGUGGAGACAAAGGAGAGAUUGGUUCAUUCCUUCAAAGCACACAAUGAUGUUACUUCAUGUGCAACUUUUAAUCCAGUUUACCCCGUGAUUGCUUCUUGUUCGGGACAGCGUAAAUUCGUAUUACCUCAGGACGAAAGUGAUGAAAGUGAUGAUGAUGAGGACGAACAAGUGAUAGACAACACAUUGAAAGUGUGGCGUGUAUCUGGCCAAUAUCAAUGGUAUACGUAUGAUGUGGAAAGCACGGAUAUGACGACUGGAACCACGGAUAUGGUCACGGAAACCACGGAUAUGGUGACUGAAACCACUGAAAUUACAACGGUUGAUAUGGUAACCGAAACAGGAACGCAUGUUAUGGUGACCGAAACGGCAACUGAUAUGGUGACCGAAACAUCGACUGAUGUUGUUUCCGAUCAAAUGACAGCAGCAGCAGCAGCUUUAGAGAGUGAAGCGAACAAUAUACCCCCCAAAUCAGUGUAG
This is a messenger RNA of Mucor mucedo, 942 nucleotides long. Its product is annotated as WD40-repeat-containing domain protein. Gene Ontology annotation, molecular function: protein binding. NCBI's taxonomy places the organism in Eukaryota, Fungi, Mucoromycota, Mucoromycetes, Mucorales, Mucoraceae. Bases 1 to 942 code for a protein of 313 amino acids. The record is from RefSeq and is a predicted model, not a curated record. The transcript is spliced from 2 exons.